Messenger RNA from Plasmodium coatneyi, 2538 nucleotides. RefSeq lists its product as uncharacterized. The record is from RefSeq and is a predicted model, not a curated record. Gene Ontology annotation, cellular component: Noc1p-Noc2p complex; nucleolus; nucleoplasm. Gene Ontology annotation, biological process: ribosomal large subunit biogenesis. Bases 1 to 2538 code for a protein of 845 amino acids. Lineage: Eukaryota; Apicomplexa; Aconoidasida; Haemosporida; Plasmodiidae. The transcript is spliced from 2 exons.
AUGAGCGAAGAUGCGGUAGACAAUGUGGAGGAGAAGGCAGAAGUGGAAGCACCCCCGCAGGUAACAGAACCGGGGCUGAAAAAGAAAAAGAAAAAAAAAAAGGACAAAGGCGCCAAAGGGGGAGAAAAUACCCCCAAUGGAAAAGUGAACAAAAAGAAGAAGAACAAAGAGAAAUCCCUCAAAAAUGGGAAAGCGAAAGCGGCCGGACGGAAGAAGAAGCUCCGAAAGGGGGACGCGUUGCAGGAAGAUAACGACACGGUAAGUAACAACAGUGACGAUAGCGAUGGAGACAACUCCCGUGACAGCGAUAUGGCAAGUCUGGAAAACUUCUGCAAAGAGAAUGGCUUGAGUGAGCCCAGCUCGGAAGAGCAAGAAUCGGUAAACCUGGCUAAUAAGGAUGACCACGAAAAUGAAGGGAAGCGAAUCAAUAUGGUGUACGUAGAGGAGUACCUCAAUUCUGUAAGCAAGAAGACGAGGUUGAGCAAAGUGGUGAAGCUGCUCUCCAUGUUUCGGGAUGCCCUAAACAUGUUCGUGGAUGAAGAGGUGGAGGACGGCAUGCCGAAGAAGGGAGAAGUAACAGACGAAGCAGAUCAGGGGGAGAAAAAGAAAAAAGGCUCAAAAGGGAGUAAGAAGCGAGGAAAAAAUCAGAAGGGAAAACGAAGCAGAACGAAGUACGCAAUGAACGUGGAUACGUCCAUUUUCACCGUUUUCAACGUGCUGUAUAAUAUAGACACCCUUUUCUACAACAUCACAAAUGAGGGGUCACGCCAGCUGAAGGUGUGGAACUUGGACAGUAUCAGAAAUAAUGAGAUGUACCAGGAGGAUAGUACCCUCGAUAAGGACUGUGACGUGGAAGACGAAAAAAUAGUGGACAAUGUGAAAAGCGCGAAAAACGCGGAAAGCGCACAAAGUAUGCAGAUUCUGCAGAGUAUGCCAAAUUAUAAGCAUUUGGAAAAAUGGAUAGUGGUACUAAACAUGGGGAAAAUAUUUUUAAAAAGAAUCUGCACCAUGUUUAUCCUGUCGAAGAAGAACGACGUUUACUUCUUCCUCUUUCUGUUAAUACAAAACAUGGUUCAGCUCUACAAUGAGAAGAAAAAAAUACUAUAUAACAACAGCGUUGACAAUGGGAAGAUUAAAGAAAAGGAGGAGAUUAAAAAGACGUACCAAUUGGAGAAACUCCUAUUCGAGGUGUACCAAUAUCUGAUGCAGAGAUAUUUGAUCCAUUAUGGGAGCAACUACCAAAAUGUCCUCCUUUUGAACCACAUGAAUUUUAAAGAGAAUUGCCUCAUCGAGUUGUUCACGUUGCUCUCCCACGAUGUGGCCUAUACGAUCACCUUUAGGUAUAUUCAAACGGUCAUGCAGAAAAUCAGGGAGGGCUUCAAAAUCACCUACGAGGAUGCCAAAAGGGGGAAUCUUGACAAAGCAGAUGAGAAAACCAAGCGAAAAGGCAACAAUGGACGUAAGAAGAACACGCCAAAGGUUAACCUCAUCGAUUUUAAAACCUUCCACCUGCACAGCAGCUACAUGAUCCUCCUCCUCAGAUUUCUAAUAAAAAUUAUAAAGCUGUGCCAAAAUUUGGAUAUCCUCACAUACGGCCUGACGGUAUUAAUAAUCGCCAUUUUGAAGACCAAAAUUAAUAACAUGAAAUAUGUACCUAUAAACUUGCAACUACUUCACUUGCUAAUUCGAAUCAUGGAGGACAAGAAAAAAUACAUCCCCCUGUUUUCCUACUUCACCUGCAUCCUGAAUGGAUUAAAAUCAUAUCAACACGUCAGGACGAUUUCCAAAAAUCAAAAAAUCAGAUUAACCAUCCAAAAUUUCGAUAUCAACACUUCUCUCGAAAUUGACGAAAAAUUAAUUUCAGAUUUUUCUAUAGCUCACCAGGUGUAUGAAAAAUUGUACGUCCUUUUAUUGGACUAUGUUGGACUGAUGGUAAAUCAUAUCUCCUUUCCUGAAUUCUUUUUCGCUAUAGAAUCGUUCCUGAAAAAAUACUUCUCCGAGUGUAAAGUGCAUGCAUUCAAAAUGAAAAUUAAAAAUCUUCUCGUCUUGGCAAAAAAUUCCAUCGAAAUUAUACAGAAGAAAAGGAAAAAUAAAAAUAUCUACAACAUGCAGGAUAAAAUGAUUUCAGUCGGAAAUGAAAACCUGCCCCUAUCUGAACAUCGAUUGGCCGUUCUCGAAAACUAUGAAAAUAGCUGCUUGGUGAAGGUGAAGGCCAGGAUUAGUGGACUCGAGAAUAUUAAACAGGACCACAAUGAUGAUGACGAUGAAGACGAUGAAGACGAUGAAGACGAUGAAGACGAUGACGACGUACCCGAUGAGGAGGACCAUCAGGAGGAGCUUCCUUCUGAGCGGUCUCCCAAAAAAAGGAAACGCGAAGAUGAGAAUGCUCCCAGCAGUAGCACCAAGAAAAAGAAGAAAAACAAAAGCAACAACAAAAAGAAGAACAACAAGCCAACUGCGGAGGCGGAAGGUCCCUCCAAAGAGGACAACGUGGAGGUUUUUUCCAUGUCCAGUGAGGAUGAACCGGAAGACGCCUAA